Amyelois transitella is the source of this 1686-nucleotide messenger RNA. RefSeq lists its product as uncharacterized. NCBI's taxonomy places the organism in Eukaryota, Metazoa, Arthropoda, Insecta, Lepidoptera, Pyralidae. The transcript is spliced from 2 exons. The record is from RefSeq and is a predicted model, not a curated record. Bases 181 to 1026 code for a protein of 281 amino acids.
CAGACGUAACUGACGUUCACGCUGCGCAUUGCGCAUGGAUUUUGUUUCCUUCCUCGGGCUCCAAUCAAAACAAUUUCAAAUUAUUGACUCGACGGAGUUUAGCGACUCGUCGACGAAUAUUCAUCUCAAAUUCAUUGUUUACUACACAGAUUCGUUGAUCGGUUAGCUAGAAAUCGUGCGAUGGAAUGGUCAAAGGAGAAGACAUUGAAAUUGAUAGAACUUUUGCAAGUGAAUGCUAGUUUGUGGAACCCGUCUUUGUGUGAUACGAGAAGGGAUAAGCAGAAACGAAAAGAAGAAUUACGAGCUAUUUCGGAGCUGCUUGGUAUACCUAUGCCAGAUAUAAAUAAGAAAAUCCAGCAUCUUCGGACCCAGUAUAACAGAGAGUCAGCUAGGGAGGCCCGGGCUUUUGUAGAGGAUCCUAAUGAUAGGUACAUAAGUAAUUGGUAUGCGUUUGAAUAUCUGCAUUUUAUGAAAGAUUCCAAUAAGCCAUACAGGAUAAUCCAGUCUGAAUUGCAACAGGAAGUUAAUGGCAGUGUUACAUCUCCAUCAGAGAAUUCCACAGGUGAUUGGAAACUAGUGAACCUGUCACCACCACAUAAGGUGGCCAGGACUGACUCUACUACAAAUGGAAAGCAAGAAGUGGUUUACCCAUCAGUUUCCAGGUCAAGAGAUGAAUUCUCUGUCUUUGGUGAAUAUGUAGCCAAUGAACUGCGGUCAUUAAAGGGAGAGAAAAACUUACUAGUUGCCAAAAAGAGAAUUCAAGAUGUCAUAUUUGAAGUAAAAAUGGGCAUAAUGUGUGAAACAAAAUCUGAGCAAAAUGGAGCAUGCACUGUAUUUACGCAUGCAAAUCCGCCUCAUAAUAGCACUCCUAUACAAAGUGCGAAAUUGUAUACAACCCCUGUAAUGAGCACUACUGCACAUUUAGACCCUGCAUGUACAUCACACCCGCCGCCAUCAACAGGGAUUAGUGAAAUUAUAAUCAAUAGUGCGUGUCAUUAUUCUAAUUUUAAAGUGGACAGUCAAUAGCAGUGUCAUCCACUUCCCAAUGAGGAGGUGGUUAAAGACCAAACUUACACUAUUAGGAAUUAAAUACCUAAUAAAAGUUUUUCAGAAUGGCAUGAAACAUUCUCUCUAUUGAUGAUAUAGCAAGGUAUUACAUGGAAUAACUUAAUCCCACCUUGGCCAUGUACCAAUGUCGAUUUUCAAAGUUAUGUACAUUAGUUUAAAUACUAUUGAUGCUCUUACAGUAAGGAAACAUUGUGAGGAUACCUGUGCAUUCAGGCAACUGGAUGUGUAACCAUGGAUCCAAUACUGGUUAGGUUCCUCUGCAAAAGUUGCAGAGAUCAGCUGGGAGUUGUUUGGUGUAAAACCUGACUCGCUCAAUCCAGGAUUCAUUGUCAAAGGCAUACCCUUGGCUCCUCUCAGAGAGAUGAGGAUGCAACCUCAUUGAGAAGGAGGAGGCAGAAGAAAGAGAAGAAAGAAAAUUACAUAUAUAUGUAAUAGAUUAGGAGACUAUGUGUGACAUUCGGCAAGACUGGCAGAUUGAUAAAAGAAUGUAAAUUGUAACAUACAGACACUGUAGCUGUAGAACAAUCCAAGAAAUGAAAAGCUAUCAUGUAUUCAAUACGAAAAAACUUUAUGCAAGUAUUAAUUACUAUUAUUAUAUCACUCCAGUGAGUGCAAAUG